Messenger RNA from Arachis ipaensis, 746 nucleotides. RefSeq names its product Ribosomal protein S26e family protein. The record is from RefSeq and is a predicted model, not a curated record. Gene Ontology annotation, molecular function: mRNA binding; structural constituent of ribosome. Lineage: Eukaryota; Viridiplantae; Streptophyta; Magnoliopsida; Fabales; Fabaceae. Gene Ontology annotation, cellular component: cytosolic small ribosomal subunit; ribosome. Gene Ontology annotation, biological process: translation.
CCUUAGCCCAUCAAAAAAUUAUAAACGGCAUUCCAAUAGAAAGAAAACCCUAACUGUUGUGCACUUGUGCCCCUGUCCCCUGAGAGUAUCACCUCCAUAACCCUAGAGAGCUUUCAGAGCGUAACGAGCUUCAACCAUGACUUUCAAGCGCAGGAACGGAGGAAGAAACAAGCAUGGCCGUGGCCACGUAAAAUUCAUUCGCUGCUCCAAUUGCGGCAAGUGCUGUCCCAAGGACAAAUCAAUCAAGAGGUUUCUUGUGAGGAACAUUGUUGAGCAGGCUGCAGUUCGAGAUGUUCAGGAAGCCUGUGUCUAUGAGCAAUACACUCUUCCGAAGCUGUAUGUGAAGAUGCAGUACUGUGUUUCGUGUGCUAUUCACUCUCAUGUUGUGAGGGUGCGUUCUCGCACUGAUAGGAGGAACCGUGAGCCUCCGCAACGCUUUGCUAGACGCAGGGAUGAUGCACCAAGGCCCGGUCAACCUGGUCAAGCUCCUCGUCCUGCUGGAGUUGGAGCUGCUCCACGUGCUUGAACUCAUUCUAUAAUUUUAGGCCUUGUUAAUUCAAUCUUGUUAAGAACUUAAUUUUCUUUUGCUGCUUAUGAUUUAAAUAUCAGUUAUGUUGGGAUAAUGAUGUUUUUUUCUUAGUCUGGUUGCCUGGAAUACUGAACCAUAACAAUUUAAUGAUUUUGAUGAGAAUGGUUACGGACUUCGAUUAUCUUACGUUUUCGAAUGCUCAAAUGUAAUUUGUCAA